GCUAGUAUAAAAGAGGUGGCAUGUUUCAUUGAGUUCUCACCAAGAAACAAAGGUUCAAAACAUUGCGUUGUCACCUUGACAUGGCUAGCUCAAAGCUUUCCCCAUGUCUAAUCUUUCAUCAGGUCGUUUUCUUGGUAUUGGUCUUUAACUCGGCAAAUGCGCAGUUGAGGGUAGGGUUUUACAAGGAUACAUGUCCAAAAGCUGAGGCUAUUGUGGAAGAGGUUAUGCAUCAAGUGAUGAAAGUAGCUCCUAGCCUUAGUGGUCCUUUGUUGAGGAUGCACUUUCAUGACUGCUUUGUUAGGGGUUGUGAUGGCUCGGUGCUUUUGAACUCUAGCACUGGCCAAGCUGAAAAGGAUUCACCUCCGAACUUAAGUCUUAGAGGAUAUCAAAUUAUUGACAGAGUCAAGACUGCAUUAGAAAAGGAGUGUCCUGGAGUAGUUUCCUGUGCGGACAUCAUGGCCAUUGUGGCUAGGGAUGUCACAGUUGCGACUAUGGGACCUUUCUGGGAGGUUGAAACUGGAAGAAGGGAUGGAAGGGUGUCCAAUUUUUUAGAGCCCUUGACAAACCUGCCACCAUUUUUCGCAAACAUUUCUCAAUUGAUAUCAAUGUUUCGUUCGAAGGGUCUAAGCGUGAAGGACCUCGUAGUGCUUUCAGGUGGGCACACCAUUGGCACUUCUCAUUGCUCUUCAUUCAGCUCUCGGCUUUACAACUCCACCGGAAAGGAUAGCACCGAUCCCACAUUGGACUCAGAAUACAUAGAAAAACUGAAGAGUAGAUGCAAGGUAGGAGAUCAAACUACGCUAGUAGAGAUGGAUCCUGGAAGUGUCAGGACAUUCGACAACAGCUAUUAUACGCUCGUAGCUAAAAGAAGGGGACUUUUCCAGUCUGAUGCAGCUCUCCUUGACAACAGUGAGACAAAAGCUUAUGUUAAACUUCAAUCUGCUGCGACCCAUAGAUCCACUUUCUUCAAAGACUUUGGUGUUUCCAUGAUAAAUAUGGGCAGGGUUGGAGUUCUAACCGGUAAAGCUGGUGAAAUCAGGAAAGUUUGCAGCAAGGUUAACUAACUAGUUCAAGUUCACUGUCAUUAUGGAAUAAAUUAUUAUUAUUAUUAUUAUUAUUUUGCAUGGAAAGAUUUGUAUGGCUUUACGUACCUUGUUAAGAAUUCUUUCCUUUUUUCCUUGACGAUUUGCUUAAUUGUUUGAAGUGUGGAAAUCCAUUCCAUUACUCAAUCAAUAGCAAAUAGUAGUUAAAUUAUCACUAAAUAGUAA
Molecule: messenger RNA, 1268 nt
Organism: Populus nigra (black poplar)
Lineage: Eukaryota; Viridiplantae; Streptophyta; Magnoliopsida; Malpighiales; Salicaceae
Product: peroxidase 27-like
Exons: 4
Coding region: 81-1064 (327 amino acids)
Biological process (GO): response to oxidative stress; hydrogen peroxide catabolic process
Cellular component (GO): plasmodesma; plant-type cell wall
Molecular function (GO): peroxidase activity; heme binding
Source: RefSeq, a predicted model, not a curated record